GGCUCCGAAGAAGACGGAGGAACAAAAUAUGGCGGAGUACGGGAUUGAUCAAUCUUACCGGCAGGGCGACCAGCAGCAGGUGGUGGUGAAGGCGGUCGUCGCAGCGGUGGCGGGGAUGUCGUUGCUGGUGCUAUCGGGGCUGACGCUGGCGUGGACGGUCAUCGCGCUGGCGGUGGCCACGCCGCUGCUGAUGAUCUUCAGCCCGGUGCUGGUCCCCGCCGCGAUCGUCGUCCUGCUGCUGGCCGCAGGCUUCCUGGCAUCUGGCGGGCUGGGGGUGGCGGCGCUGGCGGUGCUGUGGUGGAUGUACAAGGACCUGACGGGGAAGCAGCCGCCGGGGGUGGAGCUGCUGGAGCAGGUUCGGCAGCGUCUGGUGUCCAAGGCCCGUGACAUCAGGGAGUCGCUGCAGCAGCAGCAGCAGCUGCACGAGGCCACCCAGUGAUCAUCGAGGAUCAUCGAGAAUAGUACGAUCAUGUCAUAGAUACUAAGAUGUCACCUAAGAACCUUUGACCAGUCGUUCAUGCGUGUCUUCCAACUCUCUCUCUCUCUCUCUCUCUUGCGUCUUUGUUGGCUUGGAUUUGUAAUAAAACGUGCCUGUGUGCAUGCGUGGAAUCAAUCAAAGAAUGGGUCGUGGUGGCGGAAUCAACGUCGCCAAGAGAGGCAGCUUGACUGACAUCAA
Molecule: messenger RNA, 676 nt
Organism: Musa acuminata AAA Group (dessert banana)
Lineage: Eukaryota; Viridiplantae; Streptophyta; Magnoliopsida; Zingiberales; Musaceae
Product: oleosin L-like
Exons: 1
Coding region: 29-439 (136 amino acids)
Biological process (GO): lipid storage
Cellular component (GO): membrane; monolayer-surrounded lipid storage body
Source: RefSeq, a predicted model, not a curated record